GCUAAUGCCUUCUUCCGGCAGCCUUAGUUUCUUCCAACCAGUGCAGCUCCGUGUUCCGCGAGCUUACGUCAUCGUUCUCGCUUUCCGGUAGCUAAGGCGAUCCGCGGGACUUCCCACUGAGACGAGCGGAUGUCAUAUUGUAUCAGGGCGAACCUCUGAGGAGCGCUGGCUGCGCUUAGGCAACGGUGCGGCAGGCGCCGGGGUUUUCUGAAACAGAAACGUUUAGGGGUGGGGAAACGUGUUCCGAGGAACUCUUGUUUUGAAGUGCGAGAUACACCUGUCUUGCCCUGUUCCAAGAUGGUGGCAGAGCUUCUCUGAGUCUCUCGCUUCCUCCAGUCCGUCGGAGAAGCGCUCUUUGAUUGGCCAGUGGACAGCGCCGUGGCAUGACGCGCUGGGGCGCUGGCCAAUCGGUUGAGAGCUGAGCUGGACUUGGCGGUGGGAGCCGGAGCCUGCCUGUUGCAGCUGUGGGUGAGGACGGCUCUAGCUAGUUCCCUUUUAGACUAUGGCGACAUACCUGGAGUUCAUCCAGCAGAAUGAAGAACGGGAUGGUGUGCGUUUUAGUUGGAACGUGUGGCCUUCCAGCCGGCUGGAGGCUACAAGAAUGGUUGUACCCCUGGCUUGUCUCCUUACUCCUUUGAAAGAACGUCCAGACCUACCUCCUGUACAAUAUGAACCUGUGCUUUGCAGCAGGCCAACUUGUAAAGCUGUUCUCAACCCACUUUGUCAGGUUGAUUAUCGAGCGAAACUUUGGGCCUGUAAUUUCUGUUUUCAAAGAAAUCAGUUUCCUCCAGCUUAUGGAGGCAUAUCUGAGGUGAAUCAACCUGCCGAAUUGAUGCCCCAGUUUUCUACAAUUGAGUACGUGAUACAGCGAGGUGCUCAGUCCCCUCUGAUCUUUCUCUAUGUGAUUGACACAUGCCUGGAGGAAGAUGACCUUCAAGCACUCAAAGAGUCCCUGCAGAUGUCCCUGAGUCUUCUUCCUCCAGAUGCUCUGGUGGGUCUGAUCACAUUUGGAAGGAUGGUGCAGGUUCAUGAGCUAAGCUGUGAAGGAAUCUCCAAAAGUUAUGUCUUCCGAGGGACCAAGGAUUUAACUGCAAAGCAAAUACAGGAUAUGUUGGGCCUGACCAAGCCAGCCAUGCCCAUGCAGCAAGCACGACCUGCACAACCACAGGAGCACCCUUUUGUUUCAAGCAGAUUUCUGCAGCCUGUUCACAAGAUUGAUAUGAACCUCACUGAUCUUCUUGGGGAGCUACAGAGGGACCCAUGGCCAGUAACUCAGGGGAAGAGACCUUUGCGAUCCACUGGUGUGGCUUUGUCCAUUGCUGUUGGCUUGCUGGAGGGCACUUUUCCAAACACAGGAGCCAGGAUCAUGCUCUUUACUGGAGGUCCCCCUACCCAAGGGCCUGGCAUGGUGGUUGGAGAUGAAUUAAAGAUUCCUAUUCGUUCUUGGCAUGAUAUUGAGAAAGAUAAUGCACGAUUCAUGAAAAAGGCAACCAAGCACUAUGAGAUGCUUGCUAAUCGAACAGCUGCAAAUGGUCACUGCAUUGAUAUUUAUGCUUGUGCCCUUGAUCAAACUGGACUUUUGGAGAUGAAGUGUUGUGCAAAUCUUACUGGAGGCUACAUGGUAAUGGGAGAUUCUUUCAACACUUCUCUCUUCAAGCAGACAUUCCAAAGAAUCUUUACUAAAGAUUUUAAUGGAGAUUUCCGAAUGGCAUUUGGUGCUACUUUGGAUGUAAAGACCUCUCGGGAACUGAAGAUUGCAGGAGCCAUUGGUCCAUGCGUAUCUCUGAAUGUGAAAGGACCGUGUGUGUCAGAAAAUGAGCUUGGUGUUGGUGGCACGAGUCAGUGGAAAAUCUGUGGCCUAGAUCCUACAUCUACACUUGGCAUCUAUUUUGAAGUUGUCAAUCAGCACAACACCCCGAUCCCCCAAGGAGGCAGAGGAGCCAUCCAGUUUGUCACGCAUUAUCAGCACUCCAGCACCCAGAGACGCAUCCGCGUGACCACCAUCGCCCGAAAUUGGGCAGAUGUACAGAGUCAGCUCAGGCACAUAGAAGCAGCAUUUGACCAGGAGGCUGCGGCAGUGUUGAUGGCACGGCUUGGGGUGUUCCGAGCGGAGUCAGAGGAGGGGCCCGAUGUGCUCCGGUGGCUGGACCGACAACUCAUCCGACUGUGUCAAAAGUUUGGACAGUAUAACAAAGAAGACCCCACUUCUUUUAGGUUAUCAGAUUCCUUUUCUCUAUAUCCUCAGUUUAUGUUCCAUCUGAGAAGAUCUCCGUUUCUUCAAGUGUUUAACAACAGUCCUGAUGAGUCGUCAUAUUACAGACAUCAUUUUGCCCGGCAGGACCUGACCCAGUCCCUCAUCAUGAUCCAGCCCAUUCUCUACUCUUACUCCUUUCAUGGGCCACCAGAGCCAGUUCUCUUGGAUAGCAGCAGCAUUCUAGCUGACAGAAUUUUGCUGAUGGAUACUUUCUUUCAAAUUGUCAUUUAUCUUGGUGAGACCAUAGCCCAGUGGCGUAAAGCUGGCUACCAGGACAUGCCCGAGUAUGAAAACUUCAAGCACCUUCUGCAGGCACCACUGGAUGAUGCUCAAGAAAUUCUGCAAGCACGCUUCCCGAUGCCACGUUACAUCAACACGGAGCAUGGAGGCAGUCAGGCUCGAUUCCUUUUGUCCAAAGUGAACCCAUCUCAGACACACAAUAACCUGUAUGCUUGGGGACAGGAAACUGGAGCACCCAUCCUAACUGAUGAUGUUAGCCUGCAGGUGUUCAUGGACCAUUUGAAGAAGCUGGCUGUCUCCAGUGCCUGUUAAGCUGAGGAUACAACCAGGAAAUGCAGCGGUGUCAGAUUGUGUUCAAAAUGUCUAGAAAGGCUUGAUAACAUUCCUGUUACUUUUCUAGCGGAUUUUAACAAAUAAUCAAGGACAUUUUAUAUGUAACUCUUUAGAUUAUAAUUUAUUUGUAUUCCUGUCUUUGUCCUUUUUCUUGCACUAUAAAAUUAUAAGGUCAUAAAUGUUUUGGUACUUGUAGAUGUUUAUGUGCUUUUUGUAUCCUAACUUUUAGAAUCUAAAUAAAAUCAGAGGUAAUGUAUUUUGGCAGCUUGUUUAGGUGAGAAUCUUAAUGAUCAUAAAGGAAAUAAAUCUAGAUGCAGAAAGUACUGGCUAAAA
Pan troglodytes (chimpanzee) is the source of this 3160-nucleotide messenger RNA. RefSeq names its product SEC23 homolog B, COPII coat complex component (gene SEC23B). The transcript is spliced from 20 exons. Gene Ontology annotation, biological process: COPII-coated vesicle budding; COPII-coated vesicle cargo loading; endoplasmic reticulum to Golgi vesicle-mediated transport. The record is from RefSeq and is a predicted model, not a curated record. Gene Ontology annotation, cellular component: endoplasmic reticulum exit site; COPII vesicle coat. NCBI's taxonomy places the organism in Eukaryota, Metazoa, Chordata, Mammalia, Primates, Hominidae. Gene Ontology annotation, molecular function: zinc ion binding; GTPase activator activity. The coding region runs from base 503 to 2806 and encodes 767 amino acids.